AUGGGAACUCGCAAUUCCAGAAGCCCUCGUCUCUACGCUGGAAGUCACCCGGUGGAGGCCGGCUUUUGGGAAGAUUCCGCAACGGACAACAUCGACAAGGAAUAUCGGCUUGUUGAACACCUUCACGACUGCGCGAAGAAGGCUGAGAGUUUUAAAACCACCAAGGGACGCCUGUUUCUUGAAACUCUUGAGCUGAUACACCAGCGUGGAGCAGCACGAGCCGCAGGGAACCAAGAACUCACGUCCGAGCUCGCAAGGCUUUGCAGAAAGGAAGACCAUAAAGAGAGAAGAGCAGAAGUGCUAGCUGAAGCUGCAGAGGCGCGGAAAAGCAUCCGCUAUGCCCGUCGAGACUUCGCCAGUCACAAGACGAGGAUGACUGCUCUCCGGAACCCGAAGGGAACAACCAUUGCAUCGAGAAGGGGGGAAGACGGACAUGUCACUCCAGAGGUUCUCCCGUCCGAAAUACGACAUGCUAUCAUGUCGGUAAGAAAUCGUAUGGCACCCGGUCCCGACAGAAUAAGACCAGAACACCUGAAGAGCCUUCCGCCAGUACUCAUCAACACCCUGGCGAGGCUCUUUACACGUUAUCUGUCGGAAUGCAAGGUUGUUAAACAGUGGAAGAUCAGCAAGACCGUGUUGUUGUAUAAAAAGGGAGAUCUACAUGACAUCGGCAACUGUCGCCCAAUCUGCUUAUUGUCCGUCAUGUACAAGCUCUUCACAAGAGUGAUCCUUAAAAGGAUUGAAAAAGUCUUGGAUGAAGGACAGCCGUGCUAG
Molecule: messenger RNA, 774 nt
Organism: Necator americanus (New World hookworm)
Lineage: Eukaryota; Metazoa; Nematoda; Chromadorea; Rhabditida; Ancylostomatidae
Exons: 3
Coding region: 1-774 (257 amino acids)
Source: RefSeq, a predicted model, not a curated record